Messenger RNA from Microtus ochrogaster (prairie vole), 3767 nucleotides. RefSeq names its product phospholipase C delta 1 (gene Plcd1). The record is from RefSeq and is a predicted model, not a curated record. Gene Ontology annotation, biological process: lipid metabolic process; intracellular signal transduction. Gene Ontology annotation, molecular function: phosphatidylinositol-4,5-bisphosphate phospholipase C activity; calcium ion binding. Gene Ontology annotation, cellular component: plasma membrane. NCBI's taxonomy places the organism in Eukaryota, Metazoa, Chordata, Mammalia, Rodentia, Cricetidae.
GCAGCUGCCUGUAAUCUUAGUAUUGGGAGGGAAAGGCAGGAAGAUCAGAAGUUCAAGUCACCCUUGUCUGCACAGCGAGUUAAGGCCAGUUUAGGACCGUGAAUUCACAAAAACAAAAAAGAAGACCACCUUGAGACUUUGCCCCGGCCCAGCUAAGGCCUCCCAGCACAGGAGUGACUCCUGACCAUGCCUGUGUCUGUGGCGCCAGACAGGCUCCUACAUUGGUCUCCUGUCCUGAUACAGGGUUUCCUGUUAGCUACUGGUGGAUGGGGGCGUGGUGGGAACAGAGGACUUCCAUUGGAAAGUGGAUACAUAGGAAUUGCUUGCCUCUGUUGGAGAUGGGUAGGGAAGAGGCAGGAAAAAAGAGAAGGCCCCUCCCUAUGCCCUUUCAACAGCAACUGUCCCUCAGACUCGCAGGAGCCCAGGGGACUCUCUGAGAGGCUUGCUUUGAUGGCUGCCACAGGUCCCAGGCUUAGCAGGCCUUCUUUCCGCUUCUUUUCUUUCCAGGCAAGAAUUAAGGUUCUUGUGCCCAGUGGCACCUUACCCUGGGGACACUGAGUCCAUUCCCCCAUUCCUCUGUCUAUGCUAAGUCUCCCCAGGCUCCCCUACAGCUCACCCACUGUUCCCAGGCAUCUUAUCAGCAGCGAAGGCAGCUGGCCUUUCUCUCAGGGGCCAGUGGAGGUGUGAGCCUGGGGGCUCUGUGACCCAGGCUUCCGGUUUUCUUUUCUGGCCAAGGGCGACUCAGCUGCCUAGUGGGGCAAAGAAGGUUUAACUAAGGAUAUGUUCUACAUCCCAGAUGCUACAGGGGUCACGUGUCCCAGGGUUCAGAGCCUAUGGCCCAGGCACACAUGCGGUCCUGUAGGUAUGUGGGAGGCCUCUGGGGCCUCGGAGUAGGCAGAGUUUGGGAAAGGACACGAAGAUGUACAGAUAGGCCCAUUCUGGGUCCCAGAAUGACUAAAUAUGGGUAGGGGCAAUACACUGUGGAAAGGCUGGCGGGUACAGGCUGUAGCAGGUACACUGGGAUGGCAGUGUAUAAGGUCUUGUUUGUCCCUGAAGCUUGGAAGACUGGCUGUGCUGGGGCAGGGGGGGCGGGGAGGAAGCUCACCAGCCUCCUAAGAGCAGAAUGAUGUAAUCUCUAAGACCCGAGGAGAACAUGAUGAGCCCACUGUGUCUUACCUGCUGGGAUGGUCCUCCCUCUUCUUGCCUGCUCCUUACUGCUGAGCCCCCUAGAUCUGGGAUCCCUCAGAGUAUGGUAGCUCUAACGCAGGGCUCAAUCUUUUCACGAGCUGAGACAAGCCCAGGAGGAUAGAACUCUGCCUCCUCUUUAUCCCCUUCCUCCCUGCUCUUAGUGAUGCAGACUGGCCUCUACUCUGCCUCUUGGGACCCUGAGGCCUUUCUACACCCUUCUGCCAGAGGGCUCCCUGAAGCCAGAACUCACACAGGUCUCCAUUGAGGACAUUCAGGAGGUACGGAUGGGGCACCGCACCGAAGGCCUGGAGAAGUUUGCCCGUGACAUACCCGAAGACCGCUGCUUCUCCAUCGUCUUCAAGGACCAGCGCAAUACACUAGACCUCAUUGCCCCGUCAUCGGCUGACGCGCAGCACUGGGUGCAGGGCCUGCGUAAGAUCAUCCAUCACUCGGGCUCCAUGGACCAGCGUCAGAAGCUACAGCACUGGAUUCACUCCUGCUUGCGAAAAGCUGACAAAAACAAGGACAACAAAAUGAACUUCAAGGAACUGAAGGAUUUCUUGAAGGAACUCAACAUACAGGUGGACGACAGCUAUGCCAGGAAGAUCUUCAGGGAAUGUGACCACUCCCAGACAGACUCGCUGGAGGACGAGGAGAUUGAGACCUUCUACAAGAUGCUGACCCAGCGCGCGGAGAUCGACCGAGUCUUUGCCGAGGCUGCAGGAUCAGCGGAGACCCUGUCCGUGGAAAAGCUCGUCACGUUCCUGCAGCAUCAGCAGCGGGAGGAGGCCGCAGGGCCAGCACUGGCCCUCUCCCUCAUUGAGCGCUACGAACCCAGUGAGACUGCCAAGGCGCAGCGGCAGAUGACCAAGGACGGCUUCCUCAUGUACUUGCUGUCCGCCAACGGCAGCGCCUUCAACCUGGCGCACCGCCGUGUCUACCAGGACAUGGGCCAGCCACUCAGCCACUACUUAGUGUCUUCUUCCCACAACACCUACCUGCUGGAAGACCAGCUCAGAGGGCCCAGCAGCACGGAGGCCUACAUCCGGGCUCUGUGCAAAGGCUGUCGCUGCCUGGAGCUCGACUGCUGGGAUGGUCCCAAUCAGGAACCUAUCAUCUACCACGGCUACACUUUCACCUCCAAGAUUCUUUUCUGUGACGUGCUCAGGGCCAUCCGGGACUAUGCCUUCAAGGCAUCCCCCUACCCAGUCAUCCUGUCCCUGGAGAACCACUGCAGUCUGGAGCAGCAGCGAGUGAUGGCGCUUCACCUGAAGGCUAUCCUGGGGCCCAUGCUGUUGGACCAGCCCCUGGAGGGGGUUACCAUGAGCUUGCCUUCCCCUGAGCAACUGAAGGGCAAGAUCCUGCUGAAAGGGAAGAAGUUUGGAGGGCUGCUUCCUGCUGGAGGGGAAAACGGGCCUGAGGCCACUGAUGUGUCCGACGAAGAUGAAGCCGCGGAAAUGGAGGACGAGACCGUGCGGAGCCAAGUGCAGCAGAAGCCCAAGGAGGAUAAGCUAAAGCUGGCGCCUGAGCUCUCUGACAUGGUCGUUUACUGCAAGAGUGUCCACUUUGGUGGCUUCUCCAAUCCUAGCACCUACGGGCAGGCAUUCUAUGAGAUGGCUUCCUUCUCUGAGAACCGUGCCCUCCGGCUGCUCCAGGAGUCAGGAAAUAGUUUUGUCCGCCACAACGUGAACCACCUGAGCAGGAUCUACCCAGCUGGGAGAAGAACAGACUCCUCCAACUACAGUCCUGUGGAGAUGUGGAAUGGGGGCUGCCAGAUCGUGGCUCUCAACUUCCAAACCCCUGGGCCAGAGAUGGAUGUAUACCUGGGCCGCUUCCAGGACAAUGGGGCCUGUGGGUAUGUGCUGAAACCUGCCUUCCUGAGAGACCCCAACACCACCUUCAACUCACGUGCCCUGACUCAGGGGCCCUGGUGGGCUCGGAAGAGGCUCCGUGUCCGGAUCAUCUCAGGACAGCAGCUGCCAAAAGUCAACAAGAGCAAGAAUUCAAUCGUGGACCCCAAGGUGAUAGUGGAGAUCCACGGUGUGAGCCGGGACGUGGCCAGCCGCCAGACCGCAGUGAUUACCAAUAAUGGUUUCAACCCCUGGUGGGACACGGAGUUUGAGUUUGAGGUGGCCGUGCCUGACCUUGCCCUUGUACGCUUUGUAGUAGAGGACUACGAUGCCUCCUCCAAGAACGACUUUAUUGGCCAGAGUACUAUCCCCUGGAGCAGCCUCAAGCAGGGGUACCGCCACGUCCACCUCUUGUCUAAGAACGGAGACCAGCAUCCGUCAGCCACACUGUUUGUGAAGAUUUCCCUCCAGGACUAAGCCUGGGGGUGGGUGAGGUCCACUCUGAGUGGGCCAUGCUGUGUCCACCCCCGGGGCAAGUCUGGCAUUGUUGCACCAACUUCUGAUGUGGAGCACGAGGGCCUGAACUGUCUUUAGCUCUAAUACAUCAACUGUGCUUCCUGCCUCUCUGGGGACCCAGGAGCAGUCCAGUCCCUGGAGUGGCCAGACUUCCGUUAGGAACAACACUGCAGCCCUCCCGCUAGCUGUCUGAAGGUUGUGAGUUUUUAUAAA